CCCAGAGGCAACACCUUCUCUUAAACCUCCUCUGCCAGCUUUCCUCCAGGCAUCUCUUCUUCACAUCCCUCCCCACAGACGAAUCUGAUCUGUGAGAUUGCAACUUUCCUCUCAUUUCUCUCUCAGAGUUGCCUGUCGUGGUUCGGUUGACUGGCUGGGGAGCAUAGGAAGUCUUUGCCAUUUGGCUCAUUUCUCAUCUAUUCCCUUCUUUUUCCUGACGCCCUACCCAGACAAGUCCAAGAGACUCGACUAGCUCAUGCGUCGAGGUUACCUAGUUUAAUAUCGACACAGUCAACGUGUUGAGUAGUAUGCCGGCCCAUCCCUUCUUCCUAUUUGCAUAUUGACACAGCUCCUGAGAACGGCACAGGCUCUCAUGUCAAACAUGUCGCUCCCCGUCCAAGCGGACUCAGAGACGCACUCUAUCCAGAUCAUAUCAAAUGAUAUGAAAAUGCUGGUUAAGAAGAUCCAGGAUCUCCGCCAUUUGGGCAUAGAGGAUAAUAACAUUGCCUUACCCAAGAUCUGCGUUGUUGGAGACCAGUCCACUGGGAAGAGCUCUCUCAUCGAGGGUAUGAGUGAGAUCAAAGUUCCUAGAAGCGCUGGAACAUGCACUCGCUGUCCUAUGGAGAUCAAUCUGUCCGAGAGCAAUCCCGGGGAAGCUUGGACGUGUCGAGUACUGCUUUCGAGGAAAUACAUGUUUGACGGUUCACGCAAGGUGACAAAGCUCCCGAAGAAAUCUCUGGGCCCCUGGGUCGAACAGGAAGAAGAAACGGAAGAGUUUUGCAUUUUGAAGGAUAAGUCAAAGGUCCAGGAGGCGUUGAGAUGGGCCCAACUCGCGAUUCUCAACCCGUCGCAACCGACUAACUAUUACGCCCCUGACAACAAUCCGAACACCGAUCCUUCAUUCACCCAAGUCAAGUUUUCCCCAAAUGUGGUUCGUUUGGAUAUCUCUGCUCCCGAUUUCCCCAACUUGUCCUUCUACGAUUUACCCGGCGUCAUUAGCCAAGCCGAGAUUGAUGAAGAACGCUACCUCGUCGCCCUUGUUGAAAAUCUUGCCAAGGAAUACGUCUCGAAGGAUAACUGUAUCGUCCUUCUAACGUUGCCCAUGACGGACGAUGCAACCAAUUCCAGCGCUGCACGUAUCAUUCGGGAUACUCGCGGGGCGAAGAACAGGACUCUUGGGGUGUUGACGAAGCCGGAUCGGAUACAGCAGGGCGAGUCACUCAGCCAGUGGAUUGAAAUUCUUGAAGGUGACAAGUUUUCUUUGGGCCAUGGAUAUUACAUCGUUAGAAACACCCCGGACACGUCAGUUGAACAUUCAAGGGCUCGAGAGGAAGAGGAAGACUUCUUCUCGACUCAUCCUUGGGCCACCGAACUGGCGCCUUACAAAGAUCGGUUUGGAACCAGACGAGUGCAGGCAGCGCUCUCCUCAUUGCUGCUUGAGCAGAUACAGGGGAGCCUACCCCGUGUUAUCCAGCAGAUCGAUGAAAAGGCUGCCCGGGUUGAUGCUGAACUCCGGACGCUUCCCGAUCCCCCGUCCGCCAACGUACCUUAUAUCUUGUGCGGGAAACUGAACCACUUCAAGGAGCAGAUUCGAGCCAAUGUAGACGGCGGAUCGUCAGAAUACCCCCUUCAGAAGAUGUGGCGGCAUCUUACGGAAGAUUUUCAGCACUCUCUUGCAAAGACACGCCCCACUGUCGAGCUGAUGUCUGCCCCUGAAAGGAUGGCAUACAAAGCCACGCUCAAGGCCGACAUUGCUGACGAUGAUGACGGCGAUAAUGAUGACGAUGUAACUGCCAUUGAUGGGUUAACUAAUCGCGAAAACCCUGUAUACCAACAGUCCACCGCUGAUAUGAAGAAAAAACCGGCCAGUUUAGCUUCUGGAUAUAAGACUAUCCAUUUCAAGAUAUUCGACCAGCCUUUUAAAAAGUUCACUUGGGAGGAAAUACGAGGAAUCAAUCAGGAUUCGUACAGCGCGGGGAUCCCUGACCAGACAGACCCUAAGGCGGUCGACAUCAUGAAUCGGAUAUCUGUCCAGCAUUGGGAUAAACCAAUGAUUGUCUUCCUCACUGUAACUCAUAAGCUAGUGAAAAACAUGUUGCUGGGACAGCUUGACGCGGUUUUUAGCGAGUAUCGCCAGACCAGCUUGUACAGAGAGUUAAAACACAUCCUCGAGGAGUACCUCCACUCUCUCCGUACGGAGCAUUUUCAGCAUGCCGAGCAAAACUACAGCGUCGAAUUCAACAAGCCAUUUACUAUGGCACUUCCAGCUUUAAACCAGGCGAGGAAGACUGCGUCUCAAUAUCUGAGCGCCUGCCGCUUUAGAGCCAGAGCUAAGGCAUAUCUGGAAGUUCGCUCAAAGUUCAAGCUCGGUGACCCGCGUAGGGAGAGCGAAUUGAAAAGACUGACAAACGGGGACUUGGGCGACGAUCCAUACAGCCAGGAACUCGACAUGAUGGCGAGGUCUCGAGGCUACUAUGAAAUCGCUAGUUCCCGCUUCGUUGAUUCGAUCUGUCAGGGAGUCCAAAUGAAGCUCUUUUCCAAAUGCCGUGAGGAUCUUGUUACCGUCAUCGAGCAAAAACUGAGUAUCUUCGAUGACAAUGGUAUGUUUGCUGGUUGCUACUGUAUCGAAUAUCUCUUUCUCUCUCCCCACGGAAACUUAUAACGCUGACAUGAAUACGUCUCCUAGCAUUGGAUCGAUGCUUGGAAUUGAUGGCCGAAGACCCUGAGCGCCAGCACCGACGUCAGGACCUUAUCAGGGAGCGCGAGAAGUUGUCCAAGGCGCAGGAGUGGCUUUCCACGGCCAAAAAGGAUGACGAUGGCAGCGAAACGAUGGACGGAAUUGAAUCCCAAUUCGGUAUGCGUUUGUCGACCCCUUUAUUCAAAAAGGAGUACGAUUUGGCUUGAGAUUUCUGGAUAUGGACAGGAAGUAUAUUGUCUCGCGAACUCAGAUAAAUACUCUUGCCACUUUCAUUCCCGGGAAAGAAAUUUGUUGGAUCCAUGUCGACGUGUCCAAGGUUUAAUUCUAGUUGGUUCUACUGUGCAGCAGGUACUGCAAAAGGCGCACUGUGUGGAUGCUCCAGGGUUCGAGGAUGACUGUAGACACACAGUUUGAUUUAUUAUGGGUUUAGGGAAUAAAUGUUGUCGAGGC
Monascus purpureus is the source of this 3148-nucleotide messenger RNA. NCBI's taxonomy places the organism in Eukaryota, Fungi, Ascomycota, Eurotiomycetes, Eurotiales, Aspergillaceae. The record is from the annotation of a GenBank genome assembly.